Molecule: messenger RNA, 669 nt
Organism: Fulvia fulva
Lineage: Eukaryota; Fungi; Ascomycota; Dothideomycetes; Mycosphaerellales; Mycosphaerellaceae
Product: Arginine N-methyltransferase
Exons: 2
Coding region: 1-669 (222 amino acids)
Biological process (GO): peptidyl-arginine methylation
Molecular function (GO): protein-arginine omega-N monomethyltransferase activity
Source: RefSeq, a predicted model, not a curated record
AUGGCCACCACUGGACAGAAGCGGAAGCACACUUUCAUCGUGGAGCAUCUCGAUCCAGAACUGGAAGACUGGCAGGCGUUGGAGUACAGUUGCAUUUCCCAGGAGUCAGAAGCGGCUGGCUCAGAGUUCCUGUUGUCUGGCUUGUCAUCUGCUUUCAGCUCGGUCGAGAAGCUCAAAGUGCCUGCCACAAGCAAAACACAGCGUUCAGUCGAGGCCAUCUAUGCAACACCUGAGGAGAGGCAGAGAGUGUGUCUCCUUGAUCCAAAGGCUGAGAAGGAUUUGAGCCCCGAGGAUGGAGACUCAUUCGACGCAUUCCUGUUUGGCGGCAUUUUAGGCGACGACCCACCUCGAGACCGCACCGGAGAUCUGCGUAAACUUGGUUUCCCAGGCCGGAGACUCGGACCCGAACAGAUGACCACAGACACCGCCGUACGCACUACCCGCAUAGUCGUGCAAGAAGGCAAGAAGCUCGAGGAGAUCGAGUAUGUCGAUCGACCCGACUUCAACGUUCCUUCCCAGCCCAAGGCAGACGGCAAAUCUGGACCCUCAGAGACCGUCAGCAUGCCUUUCAAAUAUGUCAAGGGAACUGACGGACAACCCAUACUGCCAAAUGGAAUGCUGGACUUGCUCGCAAAUGAUGCAGAUAAAGAUAUUAUGGAUCUGCUGUAG